AUGGACAUCCCGGGGACAAUCUGGGUGCUCCGCAGAGAGCCUAGGGAAGCUGGUGAGGCCAGCAGAGAGGAACAGCCAUGGCAGGAGCAGAGAGGAGGGGAGCAGAGGGAGGCCCUCAGGGAGAUCCAGGCAAAGGCUCGGGGGCAAAGGGUACAGGCACUGAGGAAGGGAGGGUUCCUCCCACCAUCCCAGGCCCUGUCUCCUGUCGGGCUCCCGCUGUGCAGCCUGGCUCUGCCCUGGAUCAGCCGGAUGACUAGGUUUCCUCCCUCCCCCUCGCUGGCAAAGUCACUGUCGCCCACAGGCUGCGUUGCUGGUAGUGUGUGCUCAGGAAAUGUUUGUUGA
Molecule: messenger RNA, 342 nt
Organism: Pipistrellus nathusii (Nathusius's pipistrelle)
Lineage: Eukaryota; Metazoa; Chordata; Mammalia; Chiroptera; Vespertilionidae
Source: the annotation of a GenBank genome assembly